Messenger RNA from Owenia fusiformis, 780 nucleotides. The record is from the annotation of a GenBank genome assembly. Lineage: Eukaryota; Metazoa; Annelida; Polychaeta; Sabellida; Oweniidae.
CGAAUUCUUUAAUUUGAUUCCGGGCAAGCAAUACAGCGUGUUGUCACGCAAUCUUUGUCAAGCGAUUCCAGGCCAAAUCUCCGGCAUCUCCGGUGCGAUAUUGUUGUUUAUCUAACGGAUAAUGAAGGAUAGUGAUUGAUUUCAUUCAUCUAUAAAAACCCAGUCCGAAAAUAAAUCGUUCAUUUUCCAAGGAGCAAAUCACAACUAAGGACACAGGACUGCAUUGACGCUAACAAAAUUUGGCGGCAAAGUACUACGACUAAGAGAACUUGAAAUACUUUGUAACGAAGAGGACGUGAAAGGACUCAACAAUGAAAUUGUAUAUAGCUAUUGCUCUAUUAGGGCUAGUGGUGUUUGAAUUAUGUACUGACUUUGCUCGAGCAGAUGACCCUGCAGACGCCACAGAUAUGGACAAACGAAGAGGUUGGGGCAAAAGAGGAUGGGGAAAGAGAGGAUGGGGCAAAAGAUCCGAGGAACAAAUGGACGAUGAUGUUUUAGAUGAAUAUGUCAAAAGAGGUUGGGGCAAACGUGGAUGGGGAAAGAGGGGCUGGGGUAAAAGAUCGUCAAGUAUUGCUGAAAGUUGUGACGAAAUGAACCCAGACCUUGUUUACCUAAUUUACAAAGCUGUAGAGGCUGAGGCCCAGAGGAUGAACAGUUGCAAUAAGGUAGAUUCAUAGGGCACCUUGGCCUGUUUCCUUCUCCACUUUUGACAAUGAAUCUUCCUGUUCUAUACUACAAACCACUGCUAACUAAAACAAAAGAUUCCAACCACCAUUGACA